AUGCUUCAAACGUCAUCUUCCGGGUUUGUUUCGUGGCUAAAGACCAACCAAUUCACCAUAAGAGCCCUCAAAGAGUACCAAAUAGACUCAAAUAGCCACCCGGACCAGCGCCAGAUCGCGUCCAACAUCAGAAACAAGGCAUCAGAGACAUUCCGGUUGCUGGAAGACCAGGACUUGUUGCUUCAGAAGCGACAGGAGUUCAUCACAUUCAGAGAGGACAUGAAACUGCCCACGCCGCGGUCGUCGCUGGACCUUCCGAGCCGGCCCUCGUUCACGAGCGACCGCAAUUGCAAGUCGCUGGAGAUCAACCGUGCCGACCUGUUCAGAGAUCUGGACCUGUAUCCGUCGUCGUCGGACGAGGAGAAAGAGCGGCGCGGAAGCAAGCUGAGCAACAUUUUGGAGUUGGAGGAGGAUUCCAACUACACAGACACGCGGUCCUUGAGAGUCCGCUGA
Molecule: messenger RNA, 453 nt
Organism: Ogataea philodendri
Lineage: Eukaryota; Fungi; Ascomycota; Pichiomycetes; Pichiales; Pichiaceae
Exons: 1
Coding region: 1-453 (150 amino acids)
Source: RefSeq, a predicted model, not a curated record